AUGUCGUGGAAGGCACUUCCCGUUGAAGUGACACUAGAGAUUAUCGAACACCUCUGUCCAGAGAUUUCUAUAGGACAAAUCGGAGAAGCGGCUGCCUGGACCAAACUAUGGCAGACUGAAGAGAGCAACAUGGUGGAGACAGAGCAAAAUAAUGUCAAUUCUAGCGACGGAAACGAUUCUAAAACUGCAUCUGGAUCAGGUCAAGCGUCGUCAACAAAUCCAUGGUCGGCGCUUCAGUCACUUGCCUUGACGAACAAUUACUUUUAUGGAAUUUGUAUUCCAUUCGCCUAUCGCGACUUUAUCUUUACGUCCAAUGACUGGAUGCUCAGUGAUGAGCUCGUCUCCAAAUGGACAAACACGCAAGCAGCAAUCGCCGAUCAGUGCAUAGGAAUUCUCAGCACCGGCAAAGUGCGUGAGUUUGGUAUUUACUCGGCCAUGAUCCUCCAAUAUGAGGUUGGAAACCCGAGUUGGGAUCGACGCAUGGCUUGGGGUGCGAAUUAUAUUAUCGGACAAUACGCGAAUAAUGCUGCUGCCACGAGUAACCUGCGUGUGCUUGACCUCGUAAUGGAGACGAUCCCGAUGGAUAUGUACAAGCUCAUCCGCACCCAAUUUCCCAACCUGCGCACGAUGAACAUUCGUCGGGCGUUUCGGUGUAGGGCACUAGGGAGGAUUUGGGAUACGAAUCAAGUGUCUCCGUGGAGACACUAUGAUCACUUGACGCGCCUGCGUCUCAUCGACUGCAGCAACGCUUAUGCGUUCCAUAUCCCGCACCUCGUCCGUCACUUCAAGUCGCUUAGAGAGUUAAUGGUGUCGACAUGUGGCUCAGACGACGAUGAUAAGGUCGGUGUACCGCGCAGUGGUGGAUGGUCGACCGAGGCGGAUGCACUCUGCAAUACUCAUGCGUCGUUGGACGUCUUUCAUGUCGAGCACAUGUCAGACUGGGAGAUUUAUGCGCUGGGUGUGAUUCCGACAAAGGAGCUGGUCACAAGUAACCUUGUGCAAGGACACUUGGAGGCGGCAUUUACUUAUGAUCCAGAGAUUUUCCCUGGGCUUGGGUUACUCAGGGUAGAAGCUUAUGUCAGCCUCGAGGAGGCGACGUACAUGGACGCGACAAUGGCAGAUCCCCCUAGAGCGAUCAAGACGCUCAAUGCCAUUUGCGCCGGACGAGGGAUUAAGAUUGAGAGAGACGCAAAAUGGGUCAGAAAGAAGUGGACUCCCUCAUGA
Molecule: messenger RNA, 1224 nt
Organism: Serendipita indica DSM 11827
Lineage: Eukaryota; Fungi; Basidiomycota; Agaricomycetes; Sebacinales; Serendipitaceae
Source: the annotation of a GenBank genome assembly